AUGGAUUUUCCUCCUCAGACAUCUCCGGACCCCAUUCCACAGCAACUUCACAACUUCAUCUUCCGCCUUCACAGACGCCCAAUUGUAACCACUGCACAAAACGUCAUGGCCAUCAUUGCCACCCGUAAUUAAACGCCCGAUUCCACGACGCCUUACCCGGCGUCUUCGACUCCCACCGCCUCUACCAUUUCUCCCACAAAUUUUGCAACAAUGACUACCGCCUCCUCAACUCUUCCCCCUACCAGUGGGAGCACUCCUGACAUCAGGUUAACCACUAUAAACGUCACCAACAGCAAUGUGGACUAGAUCCAAACCCUUCCCCAUUGCGUUCGCGUGGUCACGUUACGCAUCCGCCUGGUCGACCACCUGCGAGCCUGUCGCACAGAGGCCGGUGAACCUAUGCCUGGAGCACUGACUUUUACCUUCUGCACUCUCCCCGCAUAACCACAUAAAUUCAGUCAUCGCAGCGGUCGUAAUGGACAACUUACGCCUCCAUGGCGACCUAGCGUAAAACACCAAUGGUCGAGUUUCAUCAUCAUGCAUCUCCUCACCAGCGCAUGCGCCGCAAAUAGGCCCGUCUCUCAAAUAAAUGGGAAUCGUGCUCUUCGGCUCCUCCACGUAGUCCUCUCCUACUCUAGCAGUUGUGAGAUCCAUACAGCCCGUCCAAAUUGCGUAAAAACCUGUGUGGGAGCAGGUCGUGUAUGGCACGCGUAAGAAGAUUGUUUUUACCUUUGAUAGCAUUCACAACAUCCGUCCAACUGACUAGUGCACGGGAGAGAGAAGAGAGUGAGUCCGACUCUCUGCCUGACCCUCUGACUCUCUCUCUCCUCCCACUAUAAACAGUCCGGCGCGCCUGACUUCAGGUGGCAUGCUAAACCUCCGGGUCUGGAGGGCCACCAACUGGCAGAACUGGCGGAUUGGAAAGUCAGGUUGCAAUUGUUCCCUAAUGAUGUGGUCUUUCUAGCGCUCUCACUCAACUGGUAUUCAAACCAACCCCCCUUCCGCUAUCUAGUUGUGUGAAAUCCGCGAUCCUUUGUGCGGCCACCAGGAAUGUGUCGCACGCGUGGGCGGGCUGCUCACGUUUGUCAGCCAAUGAACUCUAUCUUCAGGUCUACUUGACUAUAUCCGGACACUGGACCGCGGAAAGUGAUGAGACUCUGCGCAAGCCCACAAUCACUAUAAACUUGUUCACGUUCAAUUCCUCGUCCUUGCGCCCGGCCAUGCUAUUACAAGAGCACGGUAGACAUCGCCGCAACGACGGUCGAACUAUCAUAGAUAUCGCUUGUUUUUGCAUUCAUUCGUACUGUUUUGCAUACUUUGCGAAUAAUUUUCCGAAAUAAUACUAUAUUACUAAUCUGUGUCUUUCUUUUAGUCGGAUCAAACACUACCAUAUUGCUCAGUCAUUUAUUCUCGGUUUAUAUUUCAAAAGGAUUCUUUCCUGAAACAUGGAAAACGUCAAUUAUCAUUCCCGUUUUCAAGUCAGGAUCUCGGUCCGAUGUUAAUAACUAUCGGGGUGUGCACAAAACGCCGUCUCUAGCAAAACUUCUUGAAAGGAUUAUUUUCAAUGAAAUUCUUGACUUCUAUCUAGCUAAUCGGCUUCUGAGCUCUAGUCAGCAUGGAUUUUUUCCUGAACGAUCCUGCGAAACAUGCCACUUGGCUUUUCUUAAUCUAAUCACUUCUCUUCGUAAUGAGCGGCAGUCAGUGGUAGUUAUUUAUUUUGAUCAUAGCAAAGCCUUUGACAAGGUGCCCCAUAGACGUCUUUUAGUAAAAUUGGAAGCUCUCGGCAUCCGGCCGCCUCUACUCGACUUCAUCAGGUCAUAUCUGUCCAACCGAUAUCAGAAAGUCAUGGUCGGUAAUAGCUACUCGACACCCCACUCGAUCACGAGUGACGUACUUCAAGGCACGGUCCUGGGUCUGCUACUCUUCCUUCUGUACAUCAAUGAUAUUUCGACUGAACUCGGAAAUUCGCAAACUUUUACUUAUGCCGAUGACCUCAAGCGUGUUUACUCAUACUCUAAGGACUCCGCAAAUGUUUGUGUUGAAAAAAUUAAUACCGAUUUACUACGCUUAAGCAGAUGGGGUUCGACAUGGCAGAUGGAGUUUUCAUCAUCCAAGUGUAGUUUCAUGUCUUUUGGUCCUGCUGAACUUCCUCGUCCCAUAAUUUUUCUGAAUAACCCACUCUCAGAAUGCCUCACCAUAAAGGGCCUAGGUCUAAGUUAAACAAAUAAGCUUGCUUUAUCACCUCAUGCAGAUAGAAUCUCUGCCAAAGCCGCGCAUAUAUGUGGAUUCAUAUCGCAUAAUUUUUUCCUUCCGGAAAUGAAGCUAAGACUUGAUCAAAUGUUUCUUCUUCCAGUCCUCGAAUAUUGCUGUCCUUUCUUCGGUUUAAUGAGUGCCUGCGACCGUAAUAAAAUCGAAAAUGUUCAGAGGGUUUUCACCCGGAAUCUGUUCUCUCAAGCUUAUUCCAGUAUUUCUUAGACUCAGAGAUGUCAGCUGGCGAACAUUAAGUUUUUGUGGGUUAGAAGACUCGAAGCUGGCCUUUGCUUCCUUGUUCGCAUCAACUCUAGCUCCACUCUUCCGCACAUUGACACUCUCACUGCGAGAGAUCGGUCUUAUGCCGCGCGCAACUCCUGCAUGGUGAUUCCGCCGCCUCUUUGUACUACCUCUAAGCGCCCCCUCUUCUUUGCUUCCAAAUAUGCCUUCCUUUGGAAUAAUCUUCCGCCUGAAAUUAGAUUAUCGCCUAAGUUACUGGUAUUCAAGUUGAAAUUACGCAACCAUCUUACACCGGAAAGCAUAAAGGCACUGGUAACGGUCUCAUUCUCGAACACUCAGAUUCUUGACUUCAAGAAGGGUCCUCCUGGGAUUUAGUGGUAGAUUAAGUGGUAACUCUUAAUUAUAUCAUUAGAAACCCCUGUUUUGAAUUGGUUUCUAAAUCCACUGCUAUCACUCCCCCCCCCCCCAAUUUUCGCGGUUUUCGAGGUCAUCUCCCGCAUUCCGUCCUCAUGCGGUCUGUCGACGCUCACGGCGGAACCCUCAGUAUUCACUGUCUACUAGUAGUUCGGUCGUACCUCCCUUCCUCACUGCUCGGCUGAGCUCGAAGCGUGCUGUGGCCGAUCGCAUCUCGGUUCCUCUCGUCUGGCCUCUUUGACGCGGCGUACCAAUUAGGCCCAGACUAUCUCAAUUGUGAAUCCCGUAUACAAUGCCAUUUGCAAGCCAGUCCUGUCUGACCCACAUUCGUACCCAUCAAGGCUGACAUUUAUUGAUACCCUGACGAUGACCGACAACAUUCCGUUAUAUACCGUCACCUACAGGCCAGUCCUGCUCGCUUUUUUCUGUUAUUAUUUUUAACUUUUUGUAAGGAGUUUUUUUUCAUCCCUCAAUCAUCAUGUUUCUCAAUGGACUUCUAAUUAAGAAACUAUGAAUUGCAUUUCGUAAAGAUUCGGCCUACCUCGUCUAAAACUCGCAUGCAAAUUUAUUUUAACUUGCUUUGAUGGGACCCCGACGGGUCUUUAAUAAAAAUUAUCUAUCUAUCUAACUACCUUUAUGGGAGGGAGCUAGAAAGUGCGCAGGAUGCAUGGGGCCGAAUUCGAAUCAGCUGUCUUUCGGAUGGAAAAAUAAACUUUGAGUUUUCGGAUUCUACACGAUUCCGAAAACUGCGACGAAGUCGCGAUCUGUUCGUGCUCGAAGUGCUAUGCGGGAAGAAAAUCAAGAAUUUAGCUGUCCGUUUUUGUAUACUAAUUAAAGCGCAUUUGCUUUGGUUUACACAAGUGCGUGUAUUCGUGCGUCGCACAGUUACAUAUUCCACGCCAUAUUUAACUAUCGUUCGCAAACUUUUGAGCUAGAUUCGAUCAUAUAAAAGGUAGUAAAAGUUGCUUGAUACAUAUCUCUACCAAAAACCCUCUUAACUACUUCAUAGGCCUAGAAGAGUGACCAGCACAUCGGUGGCCGCCUUUUUACGAGCAACAAUGAGGUUGCCGCUCCCUCACGCACUGCAUAUUUCUUCAGCCUUGUACUGUGGAGGGAAUUCCCUAGAAACAUCCCGCCUGGCGCUAAUUAUUCUUCCAUGGGACGUAUUCAACACUAUGCUUACUACGGUCAUUGUUCAUAACGACCGGAGUAAGGCUGAUAAUGCACACCCCAUCUUUUUAAGGAUCUCGGUGGUUGCUGCCAACGGCAGUACAAUCAGUCUCACAAAAGUAUUGUGCGAAGUUAAGUGAAUGUCCAUCGAGACCGUCUCCACUAAGAUUUGGAUGUGCACAGGAAAACUGGCCUCGGGUGGGUUAUAGUACUUCGUAAAGCACCUCACUGCGGUAGAACAUUCAUUAAGUCAAACAGUGAUGAACUUAUGCAGGCCAGAUUUAUAGACUUCAUCAAGGACUUCGACACAGAUGACUGCCGAAAACGUACUAAGAAGCCCUGCGGAUAUAGCCCAAAUGAAAACCUAGACAACUGUACCAGACUGUUUUACGGCAAAACCUCCCUCGUUUGCGUUCGGCAGACUGCGUCACCCUCGAUAUGACUGCUACCCGUUGGUUCCCGUACUGAUGACUUGUGUGAGGUAGUUUUCAACGCCUGCCUAACACUUGCGGGUUAGGACGGCCCAGAUCAUGACGCCCCGUACCAGUUGUCCGGAGGCCACGCCGGACAAAGAACCGCAAACCGUCAGGACAGUCACACCUAGGAAGCCGGCAUGCGAGCCAGACAGUAGCACGCUGCUGAGUCACGCGAGACCUCCAGGGCCUGCCUAUGUGGGUGCUCAGGACUGGACCACUAGGAACACUCAAACUAGACAAAGUCUGAACCCUAAAAUAUGAAGUUACGGACGGAAGUAUUAAGAGUUGGCGUUCACAUGGUGACUGGCACAGUAAAGCUGCUCUCUGGUCUCCUGGAUGUUUUUUAUUCCGCACAGAAUUGGCGUCAUACUAUUGGGGGAUAUAAUAUAGACAGAGUUUAAAAGAUCGCUAGACACGAGAUUAUAUUUCUGCUCAUGUCUGUCUUCCUCUACUUUCCGAAUAGAUUCAAAACUGGGAUUUCGCUUGGAAUGCGCACAGGAAAAAUUUUAAUUGGUCCCUGUUCUGGUUUUUGAGGGCAAUGUAGGUGUUUCCAUUCAUGUACCCUAUUUACAAUGCAAAAUUUUAUGCAGUCUACAGAGUAAUCGUGGGGGUUAGAGUAAUAAAGGAGAACCGCAGAUUGUAGACAUUUGAACAUGAGUGUCAAAAGAUGAAUUCAGUCUUUCACGCGUAUAUCUGAGAAUUGCGGUCAAAGUCCUUGGUGGCCCUAUUAAUUACAGUAGCAGUAAUAAAUACAGUUAAAUCGAGUCAGCAUAAAAUAUAGUCGUUUGCCAGGUUUACAGAGAUAUUUGUUUAACCAAACUGCAGUGAUUUAUCGCAUGGUUCCGGUCUAUCUUGGGACAAAGACAUGUCAAUGUUUCCUCUGAACUGUUUCACCGACGAUGACAGCACAACCAUCGCAGGGAGGGCACUCUGUAGCUUGACUACCCUCACAGGAGGGGAAGCUGCCCGCACACGUGAUUGCCGAAGUCCAACAGCGGCAGCAGCCGGAAGUACGGCGUACCUCCUGCUCGAUGCAGAGGUAUUCUAGUAGGUAUAUGCAAGAGAACCCCAGCUUCUUCGGCUUAUAUGGCUUGGGAAAAGGCUAAAUAGGCCUGGACUGCCGACACAGAGACCCUAUUGGAACACCCAAAAUAGUUAACGGCAGGGAUGGUGUAAAGUUUGGUUGCAUUUUCCACUGGGUCCGUAUGUUCAAUCGUUGAAGUCCUCUAUAAACCUUAGGUAAGAGGGCUUUUUCUGCAGAAAGUUUCUUCUUAGUGAGUUGGCAGUCGUUGGGAAAGACUUACCCGAGAAAGUCCUGCUACCUCUCUCAUACAAGUUUCGGCAAAUUCAUGAUCCCUUAUAUGAGUGAAGACUGCUCAGAGCUAUACGGAUAGACUUGGAGUCUGAAAAAUCUACUGCUUAAUUCUGCAGUCCAGGUUGCCGGCUAUCAUCUCAGUAAUAUUAACUAGCUUGCUGUUUUCUUACAUGUCGAUAUUUCUGAGGUGCAGGGGCAUUCUCACAUAUCUAGGCCAUUUUGUCGAGAGAGUGUAGGUAGAUGCUACGCAAGUCUACUGGCACUAUAAACCCCUGCGUAAGUCACCGUCCCUGCUCCCACAAUGCAGUCUGUGGGGCACACGGUGGACAUCAUCGAAAUCGAUGGUCGAACUGUCAGGCCAUUUUGUACAGUCUGCAGAAUAUUGUUUUCGACACGUAUUUAUACUGAAGAACCACUCGAAGGAAAUUGCAUUGACUUCCAACAAGUGCGAAUCGGACUUUUUGCGGGGACGCUAAAUGUAUUUAUUUUGCAGAAUUAUGAUAAAUGCCCCCAAAUCCGGGCACAAGUCGGUUGUUUGAGCUGGCAGCUCCAGAGCAGGAAAACGUCUGAACACUGUUAUUUGUAUGUUACCUCUUGUGGGAUCGAUUCAAAAAAGGUGACCUAAGCAAACAGCCUAUCCACACAGGUGUCUUUUGGUUUAAUAAAGCUUUUUAAUUCCCCAAUAACUUUGAGCAAGAGCUGGUGUUACACAAUCACCCCCGGGUUUCUGAACCACAUGCUGCAUGUGAAUCGUCUAUUUCUCUAUGCUAUUAAACAGAUGUCGUAUGAGGUUCAUAAAAGCAUGUUAUUCAAUUUAUAGGCAGCAUUAAUAAUUGAACACAUACGAUGCUUUAUGAAAGCUUAUGAUUAGGAACGCUUUCGAAACAAAAAAUACUAUUUCAACAGGCAUGGAAUUCAAAGAAUACAUAAUGUGCGGACAAAUGAGUAAAAUAUGAGUCGAAAUUGUCCCAGUUUGAGCGCAGAAUAAUUCCGUCGUGCUCAGUUGGGCUGCAGUGCAUCAGCUUGACAACCCUACCCGUUGCCUUUCCUACUGUACCUGCCUCAAGCCCUUUAGCGUCCACUGCGACGACCGCCCUAUCCAGCGAGGUUCAGCCUCCCAGUGCUCCGCCGCCGUCGGUCAUCCCCACCUUCACCAUCUUUGGCAUUAUUCCCGUGGCGUCGACGGUGACGACGCACCUGCACCUGCCACUGAACAAAACGCUCCUGGCGGCUAGUCAAUCACCACCCUCAUCUCUAGCGGUGAACAUUCGGUUCCAACCGGUACCCAUUGACACUGCACAUUCACCUCGUGCAUCGGCAUGGGUGGCCAGUUGUGAAUUCAUCUUACAGGAAGUGGCGAGCCAAGCCCUGGAUCACAUACAUACGGCAGUUGCCAUCAUCUCAAUUUUCCGCAUUGCUCUCGCAUAUCCAGCCAUCGCAUGGACCUAUUCGGUUACAUGUGCAUUCCUGAAAACCUUUGGUAAAUCGCCGCGGAUAUGGCCAUAUUGCCACUCAUUUUCCCACCAAUACAUGCACCACACAUGAACACCCCUAACACCCCACGUCACCAGCACUUCGAACAUAAGUUGGAAGUGUCUUUUUCCGUUUUUUUCUCCAUGCGACUCUUCCUCUUCGCGAAAGAUCCGAACAUUCUACGCGUGCGUACGGGGCCACAGGCCGAGUCUGUGGCAUGCGCAAAGGAGUUCUCUAGCUCCGUCAGCCAUUGCGUCCACAGCCUGUUCUAGACAUUUCGCCGGUUCGGGUAUUGGUCUGGCUGCUGGGCGUGGGAAGAGAUACUGAGGCGUAUUUCCCACUAUAAACAAUCUGACGAGCUUGAAUAUGAAUGAACGUGAAAUUUUGAGUUCCAGGUGUAGGCAUAUUUGAAGAAGAAGAAGAAGAGUCGAGAACCGGAACAUUUCGUUUAUUAUCCUGAGCUUUCAGACUCGUACAGGAGUUCAUCGUCAGAGGUAGUGGCAGAAAGAGGACAAGCGGCAGUUAUAAGGCACGUAGGCCCAAUCAUCGACCGACGUCGCACGACUGGAGGUGACUACGAAGGGCUCUGUACGCCGGCGCCAGAUCGAUAAAUCGAUUGACCGAGUUCUCAUCCGAGGCCCAGGCUUCAAUCAAUUCUCGGCCUGUUUUGUUUCCGGUGUGGGUGACUAUUUUGGUGGCUGCGAAGUCAAACUCGUGACCCAUUUCGUAGGUGUGGGCGGCCACUUGUGAUAAUGCGUCGCCUCGCCGCACAGCCAGCUUAUGUUCAUGUAUGCGCGAUCCGAGCAUGCGUCCAGUCUGUCCUGUGCAUUUACAAAGACAAUUUUGACACGAGAUGCGAUGCACUACUCCAGAUUGCUCUUCAGGUUUUAACCGGUCUUUGAUUUUCAUGACCCUGUUGCGGUUGGUGGCUUUUGGGCGGUGUGCAAUUCCAGCACCUGGACUCCUGUACGAGUAUGAAAGCUCAGGAUAAUAAACGAAGUGUUCUGGUGCUCGACUCUUAUUCUUCAAAUGAGCUUGAAUAUGUCAUGGUACCUUCAAAGAUUUGAUCAAGGAGGAUGCCAGUUAACGUGAUGACUCUGACCUUGCUGUCAGUCCAGUGUGUGUUUGUGCGGAGUAGCGGGCUAUCGGACUGAAGACUCCCUCUUAAUUUGGCCUCUGUGACGCUCCCAUUUUGUGAAUCUGAGCUGUCCCAAACCCCAUUCCUGUCGUUUUGCAAAAUCCUGGUCAGUGUACGUUGUGAACCAGGGGAUGUGGUGGUACGCCUGGGUGGGGAUCCAGCCGUGCGAGAGACCUGUGCCCUCUUCCGCCGCCCGUCUCAUUGGCACUGCCUUGACACCGGGUUCAGGUUGGGGGGGGGGGGUGGAAGGACGGUAGAUGCUACGCAAAUAUAUUAAUACCUGAAACUAACCCAUGCACUAUUCACCGUUCCUGCUCCUACACACGGUGCACGUCGUCGGAAACGACGGUUAGAUUGCCUUCAAGGGCCUAGGUUGAAAUGACAAUCAUUGUCUUGUUCUCUCUAUUCACGUUAACAGGAUUGCGACCCAAGUUUUAUAACUUUGCAAAUUUAUUAAGAGGUGCCACCUUCACCUCUAUCUGCGAAUGUCUCUGAUGAUGGAUUCGAGUGAGAAUCCGAAACGUCAGGCAAAUAAACUUCUUGUUCCAGUGAUCGCAUCUUCAUCUUCUAAGUGUCACUUGUAUCUAAAUUUAGAUCAUGAGAGUAACUCCGUAUGCGUUCAUUUAUGCAAUAAUUUAAUUAAUUAAGCCAUUUUAAGGUUGAAAAUGCUCUAAACGACUAUCAUUGCCAGCAUAUUUCCUCCUCUAUAUGAGGAUUUGCCGUUGAUGUUUAGCAUAACAGAUUAAAUCUGCUGCAAGAUUUUUUGUGCAGGUAGCGUGGGCACGUCGCUUCUGUAGGUUACCUUUUUGGUUUUGAGACGGCGAGGAGGAUUACACUAACUGCUGAAUUCCCAGUCUUUGACCGCAUUGUUUGACGGGGUGAGUUUUCACUUUAGAUCAUUUCAUUCCAGAAGUCAUCGGUACACCCGCCUCCUGAAAUUUGAACAGGCAUAUCAGCAAUCCCCCCCUCCCCUCCAAAAACGAACAGUUUAAAGUUAUUCGUUUGUGUACUUGGAUCUACGACGAAGUCGCCGCAAAAAAUGUGCCCUUGCCAUCUGUUUCGUUAAAGCUUACAGUCCAAAAAAUACAAGAGAUUAAGUUGAAAAUAAAAUAGAAUUAAAAUAUGAACGGACCUUCGGGAUGGAUCAUGGUACGAUCCAUCUUUCUCUUUCCCCACGAGUUGGACGGGAAUGUUUUAUAACAGGAAAUCUACGAUCCUGGUUCAUCGAACGUAUACACAUAAUCCUUUCCCAAAUGAAUAUCAAAUAAUUAACCUCAAAUUCUUGCGAGCUGUAAGACUUAAAUAUGUAUUCUGUAUCAUUAACGGCAGCAAUCAUAAUUAAAAUAUUCUGUGAAUAUUAGCCCAAACCUCGGCUACUUAUCCUUACAGCCGUCCUGAUUCUUACAUAGUGGAUUUCCAGUGACCGUCCUCAUGCCUCGUCUUACGCAGCCUGCCUGCCAUACGACGGCGCAUUAUCCGGCAUAGUUUGUUGCCUAUGAACCUGACCCUGAUCAUUCACGCUUUUUGAACAUGUGUAGCGACACAGCUGUGAGAAUGUGUGUAGUCUAUGUGCUACUAAUAUUAAGUGAAGUCCCCGAUUGGAAGGAGAAGACGCAAGGCACUAAAAUGAGGGGUUUAUAGUGCACAGAACUCGGAGUUAUCCUCUCAGGCGAAAGUGACCACCUGAGAAGCCAGGGCUGGUGUUGACUGCGUCCAGUCAUGCCUGAGAGUCUUUGGGACAGUGGUGGCAGACGCUGUUGUAGGUUCGUGGGCCAAGCUCAAGUGGUCUCCAAUCGGUGUGUGUUACUAUUGCCGAGGGAUGGUGUUCAAGUGACCUGCUUUGCUGGUUCCAGGGGUGACGCGUUCAAGUGGCGCAUGGGUAGCCGAGACGCUAUGUGGACGCAAUUGUGUUAUAGCUGAAGUCGGUCGAGUGGCUUCAUGUCAGCGCGUCUGGAACGGCUCGCUGCAAGGGGUGAAUGACCUUGAGGCAGCAAGAUCUUGAACAAUGAUGUCAGACCGGUCAUCAUGGGUGCCCACUACAAAUGCAACCUCCGACUCAGCCUAUCGACCAACGAACCGCAUAUGAUAGGACCCCCAAUCGUCUUGAACAAAACAAUUCAUUUAUUUACAUCCAACACCCAUCCGCUCACUUCCCACUAUUGCUGUGGAAAUUUCAGAUCAUCAAAAAACCUACCAAUACUUAGUCAUACCCGAACGAUCUCCUUUUUCUUGCUCACAAACAAAAUGCCAACUUAAUUUAUUUUGCUCUGUGGGCAGAAUAAACCGGCCUUCACUGCUCUCUGGCUUGUGUUAUCAAACGGUACGAACUUCUUGUGUACGGUUGGAGUUUAUCUGAUAUCCCUGACCGCCAUAGCCCGUUAGUCUCUUUCAUCUUCGUGCACUUUCUCUUAUUCGCCUCCAGACUAAUUCUUCACUAGAAUAUCCCGCAUGGCCGAUAUAAGCUCAUUGCAUUCUUUCUCAGUAUAUAAGCGAAACUGUUCCUUCGUCAAGCCGCCGCCCUAAUUAACAAUCUAUUUUCCACCUUUGAUGCAGCUUCCUCUAGUACGUUUGUAAACAGUAACAUGGAUUUAAAAUAUUCGGGGCCUAUCUUUAUUAAUACUAAAAACUUUGGGUUGCAAAACCGUGUCCCUGAGUCCAAAAUUCACUUUGUAAACUAAGUUGUUGUGCGAGUAGCUAAAAAGUUUCUGGUUUUGCUUGCAAUUAAGCCGCAUCUAAAAUACGUUUCUUGUCUGCACACUUCGGCCCAUUUGAGAUGACAGAUGCCGUAAUCAAUCCGCUUGUAUUCCGGGCUUCGUGGUAUACCUCGGGAUCAGUAACACUAUAACUUCCGUUCUUCAAUCUAACUGCGCAUCCCGUGUAAGACAGUCGGACCAUAGCUUCAAAACCAUCAUGAAUCAUAUCUGUUAAGUGUUCUGUGUUUCCGCCUGUCUGUGUGUCUGAGUGAUACCUAUCACCUGUAUUAUGCAUUUAGCGCAAAUUGUUUACAGCCAGACGAAUGUGCCAAGGCUGAUUUGCAUAUAUUCUUCACUUGUCAUGUUAAGCGUACAGUCGUAUAUCUCGAUAUUUGGGAUUUCCUUAACGGCCUACAUAUAAAGGAUGUUAAACCCAUUUUCCACGGCUUCUUGGCUAAAUUGAUAUUUGGUUCGUUCUCUCGAUGAAAUGACAGAGAAGAUGAGGCUUAUAGAGGCAUAUGCCGAGGACAGACUCUGCAUCAGACACAUCCUCAUUACUAAUAAUCCCGAAUAUGAUCUAUUUUAUGCCACCUUAACCGUUACAAAAAUACCUGACCACCAUCGUAUGCUAAUUCCGCGCGGCCUUUCUGAUCUUCUGACAUCUAAAGCCUGAGAAUCAGAUAUCAGUGACAUAACUCAUUAGAAUUCCCCUAAAUGAAAAGAGAGUACGGAUAGUCAAGCGUGUACACUAACCGUGACAUGGUUGAAAAUUUUUGUUUGAAGCCGCCACGGCCUCUUGAUCAGUAGCUUGACCUUAAACUUAGCCUAUUACCAUAGCCUCGCCGCUCAAUUAAAAACCCAAGGUCUGCCGCAAGAUGUCAAAAUCAGCAGGGACGUUAAUAACUACAAAUGAGGCGACUUAUCUGGAUCCACGUUUGAUGCCGGGGUAACAAAAAGAGCAAUCUUAUCACGGGUUUAGCUAUGCCGGAUUUUGUCCAGAAAUAAAUUUCGGCUACGGCCAGACAUACGGUGCAGCAACAGCACAGCAUUUCCAGGACACUCGUAAUCAAGCACUUCGGAACAGCCGGGCGCCGCUAGCAACUGGUGGGUGCUACCCAUCGUUUUACUCGCACAACCCCGAGGUCUUCCUGAGCAAUUUGAAUCGAGGAAGAGACAGAUACUUGGAUAGAGUUCAUAUUGAGUUACUAAACACCGAUUUCGAGAGGAUGGAACAACUUCGUCGAUUCGACCAGGUAGGUCUUGUUCAUACUUAAAAGAAACUAAAUCCCUUAUUUUGGCCAUUAUUCAGCAUUGCUGAUUUUGAAUGAUUGUGGAAUAGUUGCAUGAGCUGCAAGUCCGUUUUCGACGCGUUACGCUCGUGUCCCCAUCACAACCAGUGGAUUUACGAAUUUUAUUUGUCUAAAAUCCCCUAUCUGAAAGUAAAAAACCAUACACUGCCCGCACUGGCGAAGUCUUGAUCAUAGACCCAUUCCUUAAUGCUUGGUACUAUAUACUUCCGCACUAGCCUGUAUUCAGGGUACAUCACUAGCUACUUAUUCCAUUCCAUUUUAAGAGGCAAAAGCAAACGCUCUUUGAUAUCAUAAACACCAGUGCGUCACUACUUGCAUAGAGGAGCAACAUAAACGAAUAAUGCCCAAUUGGUCGUAAGGCCAUCAUAGAUCCCACAUUUGUGUAUGACGCUCGGAGGUCGAAAUCCACGUAGCCUUCAUUUGGAACGCUGCAGACACGAUGUCAUGAAUAGUUAGGUACUAAGGAUGAGCCCUUGGCAACAUUCCAGGCAUAAAUGAGAAAGCUGAACCCCACUAUCUCUGACAAGGCCACCAGUCAAAUCCCCGGUAUCGUCCAACCGCUGCGCUGCCUGGCAAUUAUCUUUGUCUUAGUUACUUAGUAAACUCUAAAACGUCCAUAGAGGUUACUGGCAUCUGGCCUGAGCAACGUGAUGACAGCGCAGCAAAACCUUUUACUCGAAACAAUUUUUAAAAUUAAACUGUUGGCGGUUAUUACCUCUUUACACGAAAGACCACUUUCCGGACGUAACACGUAGUGUGUAAAUUUUUCUUUCUUCCUUAUUAUACAACAUUUAGUUGGCCCAACGUCACCGGCUCUACUACAGAGAUCGUACCGACACUGUACAUCCAGUGCCAACGUUCCAAAUACCAGAGUCUUCCGCAAGACGCAUCCAGGCAAAGUACGGAUUCUAA
Spirometra erinaceieuropaei is the source of this 13391-nucleotide messenger RNA. NCBI's taxonomy places the organism in Eukaryota, Metazoa, Platyhelminthes, Cestoda, Diphyllobothriidea, Diphyllobothriidae. The record is from the annotation of a GenBank genome assembly.